GGCAGUGGGCGGGGCUUCUUGUAAGACAGGCUGCAGGAGGGGCCACACAGAGUUGGAGUCCUCAAACGCCGGCGGGGAUUGAAACACAGCUGCACCUUGGGAGCGUUAGUUUCAGGCUACAACACAGCUCCCCGCGCCCAGCCGGGUUGGUUUUAUUGUGACUCCGCACGCGACUGAAGAAGAAAAUGUCUAACGUGAACUGGAAGCCCUUUGUUUUCGGCGGACUGGCGUCUGUGACAGCGGAGUGCGGUGAGUGAUGAGCGGAGAUAGGAGGAGAGGCGGGGAGGCCGAGCUGCGUGGUUAUCGGGUGUAAAUGUGUUUAAAUGUACCUCUUUUAUCGUGAUAUACUGUCAUCUAAAGAAGUAUUUCAAUGUCCUGUGUCGCAGGGACCUUCCCAAUCGAUUUGGCUAAGACACGUCUUCAAGUCCAAGGCCAAGUGGGGGACAUUAAAUACCGAGAGAUCCGCUACAGAGGCAUGCUUCAUGCUAUAGUGAGAAUAUGCAAAGAGGAGGGGCUCCGAGCUCUGUAUUCAGGGUCAGUAUGGAGGAUUCAAGUGCUUCAAUGUGUCUCUUUAAGUUUGCCCUUCAAUUUUUUCUAAUUUUAUCCGUAUUCAAGUGGCUAUUUAUUGUAAUCCCACUGUACGGGGAUUUCUACUACAUUUUUUCAGUUCCUCGUUUUUGCACACUUCCUGGUUUUGUGACAUUGUCUUAAUUACAAGUGUCUGAACCCCACUAUGUGUGGGCAUGCUUUUGAAUAUUUGAUUUACAAUGUUUACACCUGAUAUGGAGUAAUUAUUCUUUACAUAAGAAACAAAACAAGUAUGAUAUGUGAAAACCUCCUUUUAAGAACUCGUCUGACUAUCCACAUAAGUCUGUCACCUACUGGUCUCUCAUAGUCGUAUGUUUUCACAGUCCUCUUCCAAAGCUUGCACAUUAGCCACUGUUGUAUGUUGUGUGUCUGCAAAGCCCCUGAGACAUUAUGCACAAGAGUGAUGAAAAUAAACUUGACUUUUACAGAAUUGCUCCCGCCAUGCUUCGGCAGGCCUCCUAUGGGACCAUAAAAAUUGGCACAUACCAGAGCUUGAAGCGCCUGUUUGUCGACCGACCAGAGGGUAAGUCUCAGUGUCUCUCCGUUUUUCCUCUCACACACACACACACUCUCUCUCUCUCUUUUGGGCAUCCGGGGACACAUGCACAUUCCUCACGAAGGGGAGGGUGCAGAUGUGCGUGUGACCUAUUUACAUGUCUGUUUAUAUUGUCACACCAAGAGCUUAAUGCCUGUCUGUAAAAACACUGUGGAAACGAACUUCAGCUGAUUGCCCUGAUGCGAUGUGCAAAAUGUUGCUUGUUCACAGCCUCCCACUCUUCUUCUCUUUCAGAUGAGACGCUGCUGACUAAUGUGUUAUGUGGUGUUGUCUCUGGUGUCGUCUCCUCCUCCAUCGCCAACCCCACAGAUGUGCUGAAGGUAGCCGUUUGCUCACAAAAUGACUCUCAGACCUGUUUGUUAUUGUUUAAAUUAACCUGCCGUUGGUUGUCUUCCCGAGGCAGGAGAGCCGGUUUGACGGAUUCUUUGCAUGCAGAGAUCUGAAAACAAAAAACAAAACAGCUUGUUUGCCCUUUGCAUAGUCAUGUCAUAUACGCUGCAGUCAUUACACGAGACUUUUGAGGGGGACUGUACUUGGAAAAAACAAGAGUGCUGCUCCAGGCUGAGGGUGCGGUUUUUGGUUGCGUGUUGAGUCGAGUGAAGGGUAUCUUAAUGCUAUCAAGACUUCACUUGUAGAGUAUUUAUAGACUGAAAGUUCAACGGCUUAACAUGCUGUUCUGUAAAUGAUAGGGGAGCAUUAAUAUGAUGUGUUUCAGUGUGUGUGUGUGUGAGUGCUCCCUUAUUUGAACUCAUAAUGUUUUGCCAAGAGUCUCUCCUCCAUGCACAGUUUGGCUUGCUGACCCCCUGUCCUCUGUGUGUGUGUGUGUGAGUGUGUGUGUGUAAGGGUUAACAGACUAGUGGAUAUGGCUGCAGGUUUGGAACAUUGUGUUUUCACCAGCAGCUGAACAGAAAACAGAGACUAGUCUGUAACAGCAGCCAUUUUAAGUGAAAGCAGGUCUGAGGACUUUCUGGCAAAGUAGACAGAAAUAAUUUCCUUUUCGACAGCCUGCCUGCCAAAAGUCUCUUUGCUUUCACAUUCCGUUGUGAUUUCCGUAAAACAAACUCUGAGCUUUGAUCAGCGGACCUGCAGAGUUCCUCUCUAGUUCUGCUUUCAUUUUCUCAAGAACAAAUUUAUAAACUGUGCCUCCAUCUGUCCUUGUAGAUCCGCAUGCAGGCUCAGGGAAAUGUGAUCCAGGGCAGCAUGAUGGGCAACUUCAUCAACAUCUACCAGGAGGAGGGGACCAGAGGGCUGUGGAAGGUACAGAAGAGUUCGAAUAAUGCUGAGUGGCUGCUUACUUUGACAAUACUCUGACAACAUCCUCUCUCCCUUCAAAAGGGCGUCUCUCUAACAGCGCAGCGGGCGGCCAUCGUGGUGGGGGUCGAGCUGCCAGUCUAUGACAUCACCAAAAAGCAUCUGAUCAUGUCGGGUUACAUGGGGGAUACCGUGUACACACACUUCUUGUGAGUUUGCAGGGUCACAUGGAAAUCACUCACAUGUAGGGCAUGUGGUGGUUACAUCACUGGGAAGAAAGGGCUGGUCUGAUGAAAAUUAGGCAAUUGGAGGGAAAACUAAAAGCAGCCUUUUCAGUUUUAUGAUUAUCACAACCAUUCUGAGUUAUAUAAGACAUUUAGUGGCAUCUUGGGGUAUCAUUGUGAAUUUUUUUGUUGUUUCUUUUGAAAUAGUAAUUAAAGACAAAGAAAGUUUGAAUCUUAGUUGACUAAACACUUAAGUCUGUCACACAGGUUGUAGUAAAAGUUGGUGAUUUUAUUGAGAAACAGAAAUUUGAUGGGAUGGAUUAGCUGACUAUCAUAUUUACCUGCAUCUUGUCGUCUUCCAGGUCCAGCUUUGUGUGUGGUCUUGCAGGGGCUUUGGCCUCCAACCCUGUAGAUGUCGUCCGGACACGCAUGAUGAACCAGAGAGGAGCAGCUCUGUACCAGGGGACACUGGACUGUUUACUGCAGGUUAGACUCACUUCACAGAAAGAGUAAAAUCAACAAUUCACUCCUGAAGGUGUCCACUCUAGAAGGUGUCCACUGUUUCUGCAUUGAAGGAUAAGUCAACUCACUGCAGAUCCAACUAUUCAGCUUGUAAAAACAGUUUGAUGAAGUCCUCUGCAGCUCAGUGGGGAGCUUUAAAUCUGUGAAAAUAAGUCAACUUCUCUUAGAGGCAGAGCAUAACUCACAAAAGUAGACUUUUAUUUACAUUAUUUUUAAAAGUGCUGCAGUAUUCACUUGUUUCUUAUUGACAUCCCCAAAGUUUGCAAUCCCCCUUUCCACGUGGGACUCUUCACUGGAUUACAGAUUAUAAAAACAGUUAUGUAACAAACAACGUGUACGAUACUUGUGUGUUUUGAUCAGCACAGUUCUUGUUUUCAAAAGUGUAACUGCAACCACCGGAACUGAAAGCUAGAGCGAGGCACACACAAACCACAACAAGAUGGCGACACUUACCACCACAGAGCCUCACAUCUGCCUGUGUCCUGUCUGCUCAGCUUAAAUGUCUCAGUUUAGACAGAAGUUUCAUCUGGCUACUUGUAAAGGCUUUGAAAGUCAAGACUGGAAUGUUGGAAUGUCUUUCAUUAUUUUAAUGCCAAAAGCAGAACAGUAUCAUCUCCUCUUUCAUUUUUGAGCCUUCAUCCAUUGUUUAAAGCAAAACUGAGUAGAGCUAACAGGAAGUGUGGAGUAGAGAGGGAGGAGAUGACAUUCUGUUGUUGGUUUCACUCCAAUAGGGGCGGCUGUAAUAGGAACUCUGCAUUCUUGCGUAAGACACACAUUGUACUCAGAAAGAUCAACCAAAAAUGCGAACUCAGCCGCAGGUUGAGAGACUCAUUCCUGCAGCUCUUAAUGCAAAACCCACAAGCAUAAUCAACACCGAGGACUUAAAAUUAGACCCCAAAACUCCACUGUUAUUCAAAACUUUGAUUUGUUUUUAAAUCAAUGGCAGCAAAUGUGGUCAAACUUAUUACAUUUUUGAGGUCAUGCUGAACACCAGGAUUAAAUCUUAUUGUCACUGGAUUCCCAGCCUCAGCUUAGAAAUGCCCAGAGAGGACUGAAAAAACAUCUGAGGAUAAUCAAAUAUAUGAGGUCUUUAACUUGUUUGUUUUCUUACAGACGUGGCGCUCUGAGGGCUUCAUGGCCCUCUACAAGGGCUUCUUUCCCAACUGGCUCCGCCUGGGACCCUGGAACAUCAUUGUAUCCUUUAACCAUCUCAUUAGUGAUUCAUUAGUCUGUUUUCGUACUGAAAAUCCUCUGUGACGCAAUAACUGUAGUGCUGCAGAAAUCAGCCGGAAACCAGCAAACUCUGUUAUGUAGUGAGGGACGCCCAGAAUUCCAGGGUGUGCUCGAGUGGAGGAGAGCUUAGUUUAUGAUUCUAGUUAACUCCCUUAUGUAACUUUGAAACUACUGCCUCAGUACCCCACUGCCCCCACUGGGAGGGGAGGGCUGGGGGCCUCUAUGGGGGGUAAGACGGGGUGAAGCAUGGACUCUCAAAGAGUUUCAGAAGGAUAUGAAGUGCUGGCAGCUCGUCAUCUCGCUCCAACCAGGCCUGAAAAAAAUGUAAUGAGAUUAUUGACUUGUUACAGCAGACUGAGGUAACAAGGGAGCGGUAACAAGGGAGGCUUUGAGCUCAAGUACAGACAGAGCCAGAGCUCCUCGGUGAAAAAUUUCCACUCCUCUUUCUGCUGCUCCUUAACUCUGCCUCCAGUUCUUCCUCACUUAUGAGCAGCUGAAGAAGAUCGAUGUGUGACUGACAGAAUGAGACAGCGCUGAUGAGAGGUGUAUGUGUGUACGCUCCGAGGCGAGCAGAGAGGACCAAAAAUCGGGAAUGGCUGGAUGGGGAUCCUUAAUGGAACCACUGCACAGGGGGGACAGUAUUGAUGUAGACCCACGCAUGACAGGCGGCAUGAGAAUCUGUCUGCUUCCUGCUUGGGCUGCGUGUCACAUAAAGCCUGUGGCAAGUGUUGAAGACACUCAUAUCUGAUGUUUCAGCUCAUCCAAAUGCUAUGUUAAGCUUAAAAGCUCUUUGAAUUUGUUUGUGGCCCUCUAAAUUCAUCGGAGAGAAGUUUUCAAUGUCACAAUAGUCUAAAACUUUUGUUGAUGAGGCUUUUUUUUCCAGAUUUCUGCACCUAAAAGUGUUCUCCAAAUUCAGUGCCUUAGCUUGUGAUGCAGGCUGUCUGCACGCAAACUGCAUUAAGACUGUGAAUGUUUGAUUGGAGCUGACAAUCGCAGAGAUCAUUCCCUUUUCAAAGGACAAAUGUUUGACACGGACUUUGAUCUUACCCUAGUUUGGUUCUUUUCUAUUUCUCUAAAUUGGGAUUUGAGUGUUUUGAAAGGGGGAAAUAUUUAUUCAAAGAGUCUCUGGAGGAUUUACAGAGUCAAGUGCCAAGAAUACGCGCCGGUCUCCUGUAAUGAAUAAUCGCCUGAAGUUCUGUGUGGUGCUCAGACACAGACCCACACAUCACAUGCCCUUAUGAGGCCAGACUGGUGGUCCCUCAUUCCACUGAGUGCAGACAGUAAAUAUAACCUUGGGCAGCUGGGCGUCUAGCUCCCUGGGUCCUUAUGUUAUCAUAUACUGUACAGACUGACACAAAUGCUAUAUCAGCCUACAUGUUGUAUAACACUGCUUUAUUUUUGGACCAAUGGGACUCAGUGUUACCCAGGGGUGCUUUAUUUAUUGCCUAAGCACAUUCAAACCACUGAACAUGAUCCACUUGAGAGAUAUUUUCAUCAACAGUAUUACACGCUGUUUGCUGAUACGUGAGCUUUAGCUAAGAGUGAGUAUCCUGCUGGUGUUUGUGUGUGUGAGAUGCAAUUUCUGCCAAAGUGUGAGACACUGCAAUUUUGUCAUCCAUAUAAAUGUGCUGUAGCCUUGAAUAUUUGGAAUAAACAAGGAAAAAGCCUUUUCA
Xyrichtys novacula (pearly razorfish) is the source of this 6047-nucleotide messenger RNA. NCBI's taxonomy places the organism in Eukaryota, Metazoa, Chordata, Actinopteri, Labriformes, Labridae. The record is from the annotation of a GenBank genome assembly.